ACGCGACACCGCGUUGCCUGCAUGUUAUCCUGCCGGAAAUUUCCAACAAGGGCUCCCAUCUACCUUGCAUGUCGAUCAAGAUCGCCCGCUCUGUAUCGAUUCUUCUCUGCGACCAAUGAUACUUCCACAAGCAAGCCAUUCUACAUCACCACACCCAUCUUCUAUCCGAACGCAGUACCACAUAUAGGUCACCUCUACUCACUCGUCACUGCUGACAUAUUCGCUCGCUUUACACGUAUCUCUGAGCCGAGCCGCCUAGUGCAUUUUUUGGCAGGAACAGACGAACAUGGUUUGAAAAUACAAAAGGCUGCCAAGGACCGCGGCAUAGAGCCCUCUGUACUCUGUGAUACUCUAAGCGAACAGUUUCGUAGGCUGGGUGCUCGUGCUAACAUCAGUAACACGGUAUUUUUGCGCACGACGGAAGCAAGACAUAGAGAGGCUGUCGAAAAUGUUUGGCGCCAUCUCGCCGCACAAGAUCUCAUCUACAAAGGCACAUAUUCUGGAUGGUACUCCAUUUCUGAUGAAUGUUUCUAUACCGACAGUCAGAUCACUCAUCUACCCUCCUCUCCAACCCCCAUCUCCAUUGAAACUGGCUCUGCAGUUGAGUGGUCCAGCGAGUCGAACUACAAGUUUCGUCUCUCUAGCUUCCGGGAACGCUUGCUAGACUACUACACUGCCAAUCCGAACUCAAUAUACCCGUCUGCUCACCGCGAAAGGCUGAUACAGACCCUGAAAGAUGAACCUCUCGAUGACCUAUCAAUUUCACGACCACGGGAGAGAUUGAGCUGGGGAAUUCCCGUUCCGGGUGACACGUCACAUACCAUGUAUGUGUGGUUUGACGCACUGACGGUGUAUCUCACUGGAGUUGGAUUUCCUGCUGAGCGGCAAGGAUCACCGUGGCCACCAAAUAUUCAAGUCAUUGGGAAGGAUAUCGUUCGUUUUCAUGCGUUGUACUUGCCUGCCAUGCUCCUCGCGAUGGGAAAGCCGCUCUCGCAUACCCUACUUGCACAUGCCCACUGGACAGCGCAGCAACGCAAGAUGUCGAAGUCUAUAGGCAACGUCGCGGAUCCAUUCGACGCCAUGGACGCGUGGGGUGUCGAUGCCGUACGAUUUUACAUGGCACGCGUCGGUGGUCGUUUCAGAGAUGAUGUUGAUUGGUCUCCUGAGCAACUUGAGAAGCAUGCAGAUGAAAUUCGUAGUUUGCUCGGCAACUUCUUCUUGCGUAUCACCUCAAGAACGAUCCAGAAACGUGUAGCGUCUGCGCCUCAGCUCACGUUUGCGCAGCUCCUGGAUCAUUCCCUCGAUGGCCCCAACGGUGACGUUCUCUCAUCGCUACGUACCCUGAAGGGAAGAGUAGAGCGAUGUAUGGAGAAAUUCGAGGUGGGAGAUGCCCUCGAUGCUAUUAUCCUUGUCCUCAGAGAGGCGAACGGGGCAUUAACACACACCGCGCCCUGGUCGACGCAGAACCCGCCUGAAGCGGCACAAGUGUCCUAUCUCCUCUCCCUCGAAGUGCUUCGGGUUACUGGGAUAUGCUUGCAACCUUUCAUUCCCGAGGCUGCGCGCAACCUAUUGGAUGCAUUGGGUGUUCCGAAGGGAGAACGGAGCAUGGAUUUUGUAGCCGUGGGUAAGGGCAAUGUGGGGGAGGUGAAGGGAGUGAAGCUGUUUGAGGGCAAGAGAGAGAUAGCCAGCAGGGAUCAAUAAUUGUCUGUUGUGAAAUGUCAGAAUCACGGAGCAGAUGUGCACAUACUAAAUGGCCCGAUUCCCCACACCCGUUGUGGUGCAGCCUGCACAUGUCAAUUCCCAC
This is a messenger RNA of Suillus clintonianus, 1804 nucleotides long. Its product is annotated as tRNA synthetases class I (M)-domain-containing protein. Lineage: Eukaryota; Fungi; Basidiomycota; Agaricomycetes; Boletales; Suillaceae. The transcript is spliced from 7 exons. The record is from RefSeq and is a predicted model, not a curated record. Gene Ontology annotation, biological process: methionyl-tRNA aminoacylation. The coding region runs from base 22 to 1701 and encodes 559 amino acids. Gene Ontology annotation, molecular function: methionine-tRNA ligase activity; ATP binding.